AUGGUAAAUCUUAAUGAUAAGGAUUCAACAACUGCUAUUAAUAUUGAUAAUGAUUGGCGAUGUAUACGUUUAACAAAUAUGUCUCCAUAUGAUAAAGAUUAUAUUUCAUUAACAUAUGAUGAUGACGAUUGGGAACAUAUUCAAUUGCCACAUUAUGAUGAGAAAAAAACCCAAAAAUUUACUUCAACAUGUGUUUCCUAUUGGUAUAGAAAACGAUUUGAUUUAAGAAAAAAAUUCGAUCCACAUCAACAAAUUUAUUUACAUUUUGAAUCUAUAUCAAACACUAAUGAACCUGAUGAUGAAUCAGAUGUUAAAAUACCUGGUAUUACAGUAUGGUU
Molecule: messenger RNA, 338 nt
Organism: Adineta steineri
Lineage: Eukaryota; Metazoa; Rotifera; Eurotatoria; Adinetida; Adinetidae
Source: the annotation of a GenBank genome assembly